This is a messenger RNA of Durio zibethinus, 648 nucleotides long. RefSeq lists its product as uncharacterized. NCBI's taxonomy places the organism in Eukaryota, Viridiplantae, Streptophyta, Magnoliopsida, Malvales, Malvaceae. The record is from RefSeq and is a predicted model, not a curated record.
UACGGUUGACUAAUUGAAAGAUUCCAAAAGGAAAUCAUGACCGGAAAAAAGCAAGUUGAACGGAAGGUUACCAGAAAGAAACAGCAUGAGCUGAGUCCGAGGAAGCUAGAUCUGAAGAAGGAAAAGGAACAAGUAAAAUUGUUGGGAGGAUUGGUAGCUGAGAUGACGGCAGUGCAAGCGGAGCUGACAAAGCGAAUGGAUGACAGUCUGCUGAAACUUGAAGGUAACACAAAUCCAAAUCCUGAAGGCCUGCAAAUUGAAGCUUACCAACUCAAACAAGUCAAUAUUUUGGGGGCACUGUUGAAUGCUAAGGUCCAAGAUUACCUUGACGGUUUGCUUGAUGUUUUCGAUCGACCAAGCUGGUGAAGACAAAGUCCUUUGAUCUGGGAUCUAAGGACGAAUUGAAACAUUUCAGCUGGUUGUUCAAGUAAUGGAGAUUCCUACAUUCAUAUUUAUUGUUGUUUUCUUGGCCAAUAUGUUGUUGUGGUUUUUGACAGUGUGUAAUAUAAAGAAAAACUUGUAAUGUUCUUGUUUACUUAAAUUCAACCCUCCUUUUAUUUUCAAACUGUAACUUCUUUCCGUAAAAAAACAAUAAAUAAAUAAAUGUAAAAUAUGAUUGUGUUUUGAACUUUUGAUAGCCAAUGUUUG